This is a messenger RNA of Ictalurus furcatus (blue catfish), 2234 nucleotides long. It is a transcript of the gene map1lc3cl, whose product is annotated as microtubule-associated protein 1 light chain 3 gamma, like. The transcript is spliced from 7 exons. Gene Ontology annotation, molecular function: ubiquitin protein ligase binding. Bases 939 to 1319 code for a protein of 126 amino acids. Gene Ontology annotation, biological process: autophagosome assembly; autophagy of mitochondrion; macroautophagy. Gene Ontology annotation, cellular component: cytosol; autophagosome; autophagosome membrane. The record is from RefSeq and is a predicted model, not a curated record. Lineage: Eukaryota; Metazoa; Chordata; Actinopteri; Siluriformes; Ictaluridae.
UUCGAAAAUGACAAAUUGUUUGAUUGGUGAAUUUUAUGAACAUUAUAAUUAGUUUUUAGGGUUUAAUAAUUCACCGCAAAGAGUUAAGAGAACAAAUAACGAAUGCUUAGCAACGAGAGCCUCCUGCAUCUGCAGUGCGAAAGGAAAACAGCAGUAACUGGCUUUAAUCUCUAGAUGGCGCUCUGCCUCUAUAAUAACCUCAGCACUGCUGUCUCUGAGUUAAUGUCAUGGAAACGGACUAACAUCCUAACGUCACUGACGAUUUCACAUUGCAUCACUCAAGUAUAAUAAAUAUGCCAUUUUGUAUGGAUGUACAUUACAUGGCCAAAGGUUUUCCACUAGAUUUUGGAGAGUGGUUGUGUGGGUCAGGCACUGAUGUGAGGCGAGGAGGCCUGGGAUGCAGUCAGCAUUCCAGUUCAUCCUAAAGUUGUUCAAUGGGGUUGAUGUCAGGGCUCUGUGCAGGACAUUCCAGUUCCUUCACUCCACCCUUGGAAAACCAUGUCUUCGUGGAGAUUAUUUUGUGCACACGGGUAUUAUAAUGCUAAAUAAUUAGCUCCAGUGAAGGGAAAUUGUAAUGCUACACCUUUACAAAUACUGUAUGUGCUUCCAACUUUGUGCCAGCAGUUUGGGGUUGGCCCACUUAUGGAUACAAGGGGUCGCGGGGAAUCUGGAGCCUAUCCCAGGGAGCAUCGGGCACAGGCAGGAUACGCCCUGGACAGGGUGCCAAUUCAUCACAGGGUUCAAUCACAUACACAUUCACACACCCAUUCAUACACUAUGGACACUUUGGACAUGCCGAUCAGCCUACCAUGCAUGUCUUUGGACUGGGGGAGGAAACCGGAGUACCCGGAGGAAACCCCGCAGCAUGGGGAGAACAUGCAAACUCCGCACAUACAGGGCAGCAGCAGGAAUCAAGUUCCCAACCCUGGGGAUGAGACAUGGCACCUUUCGAGAGAUCCAUGGAAGUGACGCCCUUCAAGCAAAGGAAGUGCUUAGCAACAAGAAAAGAUGAAGUCUGCACAAUUCGCUCCAAGUUCCCCAACAAAUUACCAGUCAUUGUUGAACGUUGCAUUCGGGAGAGGCGACUUCCUCUAUUGGACAAAACAAAAUUCUUGGUCCCUCAUGAGCUCACAAUUGGUCAGUUUCUGUGUCUGCUCAGGAGUAAGAUAGCACUGGAAACAUCCCAGGCCCUGUAUCUACUGAUCUCAGGAAAAAACAUAUGCUCCAUGACAGCCAGCAUGGGGGAAGUAUACUCUCAGCACAGAGACCCAGAUGGCUUCCUCUACAUGACCUAUGCCUCCCAGGAUAUGUUUGGCUGAGAAGACCUUCCAUUUCUCCCUUCAUAGGGACCACUGAAUUCUUCAUGACCUCCGUCACUGACUGACCAAGCUACCCUACAGUGCAGUCACUUUUUUUCCACUGCUGCUGCUGGAGACUAUCACUGUGCCUGAGACUUCCUGAACAUGUAGCCAAAAAAAUCUCUUCUGACCUCAAAAUUUCUUUCUUUUUUUUUUUUUUUUUAAAUUCAUGUGAGCUUCAUGGUGAGAUAUAGAAACCUCAUAUGUACCCUGUGAGAUGUUCACAUCAACUUAUAAUGGUACAAAAUGUCACGACACUUAUCUUGGACACACAGCUGUUUUGUCCUGACGAUUGCAGAGACACCAUGAAACAAUAUCCUGAGGUUCUGUAUGCUUCAGAUAGCACAGUCACAGGAAGUGAGAGAGGAAGAUGGGUGAAAACUGCAUGACGGUUCUCUUCUCUGUUGUCUUGUGUGUUUUCACGAUUCUCCUGGAAACCAAGAUGGAACUGAAAUGCUUGAGACAUUCAGUGCACAAAUUCUAGAAAAAUGUUUACAGUGUACUUUACCUGUGUAUCUCAAAUGUUAUUGGGAAUGCUACAAAUAAAUAAUUUUUGCCCUUUUCAUUAAAUGUCUGCAAUUACUUUGAGUUCAUUUUUAUUGUGUGUUUUUGGUGUAGUCUUAAAAUCUUAAACCAAAGUAAUAAAAGACAACAUUUUUAUCAUGAUAGUUGUAAUUAUACCAAAGCUCAAGUCUUUUCAAGACUAUUUCUUACUUUGAUAGUAUAUACUAGACAAUAUGAAAAGACUCUUAUUUCUACCAGCUGGCACACUCUUUAGAGUCACACCUCUUUGACAGAUCUAUCACCCAUCUAGUCACUCCUUAUAUAAUACCAGUGUCUUAUAUAAGAGAUGGGGUCAAUGUGCAAGCCAGACAA